AUGUUUUUCCUUGCGUGCGCCGUCAGGUUGCUUGGAGAUUUUAUUCAUAGUUAUUUGCUCAGCAAUUUGCUUAGAAUGGAGGCGCCUCAGCAUGCAACUGCCUGUCAGAUUGUCAUCCAACUGGCGAGAAUCGGUGUAAUAGCCGCUGUUACUUACUACUGCGCCAAAUGGCUGGUGAGCACCAUAGAUCCGACCAAUCUGGCCAAGAAGAAGGCCAAGGAGCUGGCCAAGCUACAGUUGAAAAAAAUCAAUAAGUUCGCCAAUGCGGGCAAAGAACUGAAGCUAUGCGACUUCAACUGCCACGAGCUGAUGAUAGCCUCGCAUUUGGUGGCGCCCAGUGACAUUGAGGUCUGCUGGGCGGAUAUAGCCGGCUUGGAUGGUGUGGUACAAGAGCUGCGCGAGUCUGUGGUGCUGCCGGUGCGUCAUCGGAAUCUCUUCAAGCACUCGCAGCUGUGGCGGCCACCGAAGGGAGUGCUGCUGCAUGGGCCGCCCGGCUGUGGCAAGACGCUCAUUGCCAAGGCGAUUGCUAGAGAUGCGGGCAUGCGCUUUAUCAAUCUCGAUGUGGCUGUGCUGACGGACAAGUGGUAUGGCGAAUCCCAGAAGCUGGCAGCUGCUGUCUUCUCGCUGGCGCACAAGUUGCAGCCCUGCAUCAUCUUCAUAGACGAAAUAGAAUCGUUUUUGCGUGUGCGCACCUCGGGCGAUCAUGAGGCCACGGCCAUGAUGAAAACGCAGUUUAUGAUGCUCUGGGAUGGGCUCGUCAGCGACGCCAGCUGCUCGGUGCUGGUGCUGGGCGCCACCAAUCGGCCGCAGGAUCUGGACAAGGCCAUACUGCGACGCAUGCCAGCGCAGUUUCACAUUGGACUGCCGCAGGAGCAGCAACGCUUGCAGAUACUUAAUCUCAUACUGAUGCAGGAGCGGCUGCAUCCACUGGUGGAUCUGCCUAAGCUAGCCGCCAUGACGCCAGGCUAUUCGGGCUCUGAUCUGCGUGAGCUUUGCCGGCAUGCCAGCGUCUAUCGCAUGCGCAGCUUCAUGCGCGACAUUAUCAACAGCGCUGAGGGGGGCAAAGCCAAUGGCGAGUGCCUGUUGCUGUCGAGUGAGCUCUGCAUAGGCAUGGAGGACUUAGUCAAGUCGCUGGUGACCAUGAAUGCCUCCAAGCUGCAGACAGGCUGCGGUGUGUUGGGAAAAGCUCCGGACUUGGACUAGAGCAUAGAGUUUGAGAAUCAAAUAUUUAGGCAAGAGUGAGGCUGGUUUAAAUUGUAAAUAAUGUUUUUGGCAGAUAAAAUGUGCUGGCUAACAGUCUAUUUUAUUAUAGUGUUUUUAUUUUAAAGCCAAAUAAAUGUAAAU
Molecule: messenger RNA, 1344 nt
Organism: Drosophila busckii
Lineage: Eukaryota; Metazoa; Arthropoda; Insecta; Diptera; Drosophilidae
Product: ATPase family AAA domain-containing protein 1-B
Cellular component (GO): mitochondrial outer membrane
Molecular function (GO): ATP hydrolysis activity; ATP binding
Source: RefSeq, a predicted model, not a curated record